Messenger RNA from Clupea harengus (Atlantic herring), 1854 nucleotides. It is a transcript of the gene snap25b, whose product is annotated as synaptosome associated protein 25b. Gene Ontology annotation, biological process: synaptic vesicle priming; synaptic vesicle fusion to presynaptic active zone membrane; exocytosis. Gene Ontology annotation, cellular component: plasma membrane; synaptobrevin 2-SNAP-25-syntaxin-1a-complexin I complex. NCBI's taxonomy places the organism in Eukaryota, Metazoa, Chordata, Actinopteri, Clupeiformes, Clupeidae. The record is from RefSeq and is a predicted model, not a curated record. Gene Ontology annotation, molecular function: voltage-gated potassium channel activity; SNAP receptor activity; syntaxin-1 binding.
UUCGCUUGCCAUCGUAGUGUCAUUGGAGAGGCAACCCAUUUAGAGCGAUCCGUGUGGUCCUUGUGCAGCAACUUUACGCCGAGCCGAAAGAAAGGGAGUCGAAAGAAUUCCAUCUGAAGGCAGUCCACUGACACUAAGAUCCACUCUCUUCAUUCGGAGGCGAGCUCCCUAGACUCCCGUGGAAACCAUGGCAGACGAAGCGGACAUGCGCAAUGAGCUCGAAGGCCUGCAAGAGAAGGCCGACGCCAUGACAGAUGAGUCGCUGGAGAGCACUCGGCGUAUGCUGGCGCUGGUGGAGGAGAGUAAAGAUGCGGGAAUCAGAACCUUGGUUAUGCUGGAUGAGCAAGGAGAGCAACUUGAUCGUAUUGAGGGGGGCAUGAACUCGAUCAACAAAGACAUGAAGGAGGCCGAGAAAAGUUUAAAAGAUCCGGGGAAAUGCUGUGGGAUUAUGGAGAUGUGUCCUUGUAACAAGCUGAAGGAUCGCGGUACGUCCUGGGCCAACAACCAGGAUGGGGUCGUGUCCAGCCAGCCGGCCCGCGUGAUGGACGAGCGGGAGCAGAUGGCCAUCAGCGGAGGCUACAUCCGCAGGGUAACGAACGACGCGAGGGAGGGCGAGAUGGACGAGAACCUGGAGCAGGUGGGCGGCAUCAUCGGCAACCUGCGUCACAUGGCCCUUGACAUGGGCAACGAAAUCGACACUCAGAACCGCCAGAUCGACAGGAUUAUGGACCAGGCUGAUUCCAACAAGACCCGGAUUGACGACGCCAACCAGCGUGCCACAAAGAUGCUGGGCUGAACGGAGUGUGUGUGUGCUUGUUAUUUCAUUCUCCCUCUUCUUAGGCUGAUUCCAACAAGACCCGGAUUGACGACGCCAACCAGCGUGCCACAAAGAUGCUGGGCAGUGGCUAAUUCUCUCCUACAAAAAGUGCUUUCACCCCCCCCCCCCCCCCCCCAAGCAAGUUUCCACUUACGCUGUACCUGCCAGGGUACCCAUGUGCUUUUAUUAUGGUACUUCACCCGAUACAGUAGGUUUGCACACAGGCACAUAUCAGUCCCUACUGACUCCCUCUGUAGAAGAACAUUUUGUCCUGUAUCGUCUGUCUUGGCCUCUUUACUGUAAACAAGAGUGCUGGUAAAUUGUUUCUGUAUAAGGACUCCGACUCUCUCUCUCUCUCUCUCUCUCUCUUUCCAAAGGUUGUAUAUAGUGCAUAUUUGAUGGCUUAGAGUUUACGUAUGAGGUUUUAUUUUCUUUGUUUCUCUCUCUUUGUUUUUUAAAUAUAUACAUAUUUAUUAUAUCUUUGUCCACCUUUUUUGGAUGAAGGAUAUUGAAAAAAAUGCUUCAUGUGAUUCAAUCAUUUGUUUGUUUGUUUGUUUUUCUGUUUGUACUUCACAGUCAAUGGCAGUAAAUGGCUUCAUUUAUUUUCAGUACUGCCCAGCUGUAUAUUUUUACGUAAUGAAACAAGAGAGGAGAAGGAUGGCAAUGUGAGUUAGCGAGUAAAAAAAAGAGUAAUGUAAAAAAAAGAGUGACUGUGUUUCCUUCACUUGUCCCAGUCCCUUUAGAGUUAGCUACCAAGAUGCAUCACGUGUGAUGUCAUUGCAUACUGUGUAUUACUAACAGUGAUAGAUUUAGUGAUACGUAAAUUAAACAUAACACUGUAAAAAAAUAUCAUGGCAGUAUCAUUCUGGGAUAUCUAUGGUCAGUAUCAGGACAAGACAGAGAGUAUCACAUUCCUGCAACUUUGCAACAGUGCCACUGUUUUUACCUCUCUACCUGGGCAUCAGCAUUCUGUGGUCAUUGUUGUCAAAUAAUCAGAUCAUGCCAUUCAAAAAUAAAGAAUAUGACCAAAACACAAA